UUUACUUUGUAUUUAGUUCCAGAUGUAGCACAAGGUAAUCGAUUUAAACACGACCAGUAACUAAUCUGUAGAUCGGACAAUUUUGAUGACAAUCACAUGUGGCUUCUUGUUGCAGACGACAACUUAGAAAGAGCAAAUUAGAGUACAUAUUGUGUGUACAUAUCCACAAUGUUACAAAGAUCAGUUGUACACAACGUCCUCAAAAGCUUCCAUAGAUUGAUGGCUACUCGAAGUAUGUUGGUAGAAUCCACCAGUCACAUUCAAACGGCGAAACCUUUCAAGGAUAUCCCAGGUCCAAGAGGUGUCUACUUAUGGCCAGUCAUUGGUGCUUUCCUUCACUUUAAGCCCUUUACAAAAUUCACAACAGAAAGCAAUCAUACAUUGAUUGCUGAAUUGCUUACAAAGUACGGCCCGUUAAUCAAAGUCCGGUUUGGUCGUCUAAUGGUCAUUGUUUCUGACCCCAAGGAUAUCGAGACAGUGUAUAGAAACGAAGGAAAGUACCCGAUGACCGCAUCUUUUGAUAUUGAAGAGAUGAUUGUCCGUAGGACGUCCAGCCCUGUCAAAUCCAUAACUUUGGCCCAAGGAGAGGACUGGCACAAGCUGAGAGCACCAAUAAACAAACUCUUAAUGAAGGUUGACUCAGCGACACAUUAUCUCGAGCCUCACAACCAGGUGGCAAACAAAUUUGUAGACAUCCUGGCCACGCAAAAUCUAAAGCCACAGGAGCUCCAGACACUCUUUGCGAGAUACGCCGCUGAAGGAGCUGGUCUCGUUGUAUUUAAUACCAGACUCGGCUUCUUGGAAGGCCAGCUAAGUGAAGAGCUGUCUGACUUCCUAGACGCAGCGAAAACAUUAUUUUUCAUCCUUCAAGACGUGAUCCUGGGCAAGUCUGUGGGGCACCGAUGGUAUAAGAGUAAGACAUAUCAAGAUUAUGCCCGGGCAUUAGGCAUCAUUGGAGGAAGCUGUGCAGUGCACUCAUUGAAGGCUCACCAGGUACUGGAGGAGAGAAAGAGGGCCGGCACAUUGACAGACGAGGAGCCCAAUCUACUCCUUUCUUUACUAAAAGAAGAAAAUCUGCAGCGAGCAGACGUCGACACGAUGUUAAUUUCUCUGUACACUGCAGGAGCGGAGUCGACAGCUAAAAUUCUAGAGACUCUGUUCUACAACUUGGCGAAAAAUCCUGAAACACAAGAAAAAUUACGUCAAGAAAUUUUUAGAAAACUAAACACUCGAGAUCACGUGACAGCCACUGACCUCGCAAACAUGUCGUACUUAAAAGCUUGUCUUAAAGAAUCUUUCAGAUUAUGUCCACCAGUCUGUAACACUAUGGUCAGAUUACUUCCAAUCGACGUUUGCCUCAGUGGCUAUACUGUUCCAGCUCGGACUCCAAUUAUGAUUUACCCCAAUGCAAAGUGUAUUUCUGGUUUUCAAGAUUCACUGACCUAUAUGCCAGAACGAUGGCUACAAAAUAAUGGACUAGCGAAACACGACCCUCUUGCUAAGAUUGCUGUAUUACCCUUUGGUUUGGGCCCAAGAAACUGUGCUGGUCAGAGAAUUGCUGUUCAGGAAAUUUAUUUGGCUACAAUCAAGGUUCUCCAGAAGAUGAGAAUUGAGCUACACCCCGAGUCUUCCGACGUGGAAUUCGUUUACAGAAUAUUUCUACAGCCAAAAGUUCCAAUUCAUUUUAAGUUUACAUCAUUGCAGAAGUAUUGAAUUUAUAUAUGGCUGUUAAUUAAAAAGAAUAUUUUUAACUUUCAUUUUGAUAGCAAUAAUAGAAUAUUUAAGUCAUUAAUGACUCAUUAAGCAUAGUACAAACUUGCACUAAUUACAAUGUGCCUUUGUCAUUAGAUAGGCCACAAAGCAUUACUAAAAUACUGCCUUUGACAAACUAGAUGGCUUGUUAAUUGUUUUAUCGUAUAUUAUACAGACGUUACUUCAAAAAAGAAGAUGAUUACGUCCUACGCGUCAUGUAUCUAGUCAUGCAUCUUAACCAAUGACUUAAAUUCUGCCAAGUCACUGGUUUUCCUAGCUGGCUCAAACAUACCAUUCCAUGCUCUAAGAGCACUAGAAAAGAAGGAGCAUUUGUACACAUUUGUCCUAGCAUAUGGAACGAGUAAUGUGUAUUUAUCUUUGUGUCUUUCUGUGUUGUUAGACGCCCUAGUUUAUCUUAAUAUUUUUUCUCAACACGAGAUAGCCAUAAAAUUAAUGACAAUUUAGAUAGCCUUCUUUUGUAAUAUUGCCCAGCAGGGCCGGCCUGAGUUCAGCAUCCUUUUUUAAUUCUAUACCAACGAAAAUAUUUGCUGAUAACAAAGUUAUAGAUGUUUAAUCGUAACGGAGAAGUGAACUACGAAGGAGAAAAAUGAAUAAUUCCGUCGGGACAUAAAAAAUAGUUAUGAAGAGAAAGAGUUAGACCAUUUUCAUGAGAGUUAUACUUAACAGGAUUGUCUCAAAGAAUUCUCUUGCAGAAGAUAUUUCAAUGUCUCUGCCAACGCGAUUCUUUCUCACCUCAGAAAGAAUUUCACCCAACCGACGUAUCAUUUUUCUGAAGACGUUAAUUUCGUGACUAAAACCCCCGCUACCAGAUGAGAAUGUCUAUGACCAUGAAGCCCGUUAUAGAAGUACGUAGCUAGAGAACUCAAAUGUGGCACUUCACUAUUAGCCCAUCCUGUCACUUUAAAAAAAAUUUGAACUACAUUAUUUUAAAUUAAUGAGACUUUUUGUGUAGACACCAGGUUAAGCCGUUGGUGAAGCUCAUGUUGCAAAGAGAUAGCUAACUAACUACACUUCCUUAAAACUCUUAGCUGACAAAUAGAGAAUAUGGAUUAAAUACUUCUGUUUGCAAAUGUUGUCCUUGACGAAGUGAUGUAAAGUAUUAAUUCAUUUUAAAAAUUUAACCAACUAGACUAUAGUUUGAAAGCAGUCGCCAGGAUAACAAUUAGUCAGCUAAUUACACAGUUCCGGAACAUCAUGCACGAGUGUAAACAGUUAAUACUUCACAUUAAGUACAACUAAACAUUUGUGGUGUAAUGUUGUGAUGCGAAACAGACAAUAACAAAUUUUUUAAAAAAUAUAUUCGUAAAAU
Messenger RNA from Biomphalaria glabrata, 3082 nucleotides. Its product is annotated as probable cytochrome P450 12e1, mitochondrial. The transcript is spliced from 10 exons. Bases 169 to 1713 code for a protein of 514 amino acids. The record is from RefSeq and is a predicted model, not a curated record. Gene Ontology annotation, molecular function: monooxygenase activity; heme binding; iron ion binding. Lineage: Eukaryota; Metazoa; Mollusca; Gastropoda; Planorbidae.